This is a messenger RNA of Closterium sp. Naga37s-1, 861 nucleotides long. The record is from the annotation of a GenBank genome assembly. NCBI's taxonomy places the organism in Eukaryota, Viridiplantae, Streptophyta, Zygnematophyceae, Desmidiales, Closteriaceae.
GCAGAUAACAAGGGAAAAACGAAAAAUGUCGUUACAAAGGCUGACGUGGAGGAGGCGUCAACCAACGUUCAUGUCCGAGCGGAGCUUAUUCGGACAAUGCGAGAUGUGCUGUCCAAGAAGACCACUGAGGCCGUUCGUGAGCUCAAGACCACAGCAAGGGAGCCUGGUUCAAAGCCUACAAAAUCAGCCCGAAACGUCAAUGGGGAAGAAUCGACGGAAUCUGACCUUGAACGGUACAAAUCCAUUUUUGGGGAUGGGCAACUACUGAGCGGUGAAGAGAAGAGCAGACAUGGUAAAUUUGGUAGCUUCAUUGGCGUUCCAGCGCAGCGAAGGAACGAUCAGAGAGUUCUGGAAUUGAACCUGGACGAUGCUGUGGCGAAUGCAAUCAGUAAAAUAUCUGAAAACUCGUCCCUUUUUCUCAAGCGGGACGAAUUGUGUUACAACCUAAGCUCUUUCACCUCGGGGAACUUGGAAUCCACAAUCUCAAGAGUGCUUGACUGGCAUGGAAACGAUGAUGGUUAUCCCGAGAUAAGCAUUCCCACAUACUUUGAUCUAAGUCCGUAUAAAGGCCUCGUUGUUCCCAUUGAGGAAGACCUAUUGGAUGAUGAAGCUGCUGAAGAUGAUGCGCCAAUUGAAGUUCCGUCACUGUUUGAUGGCCAGGCUGCAUCUGACACUUCCUUUCCAAGUAUGGAGCCAGACGUGCAUGGGGAAGCCUUGCACUGUGAUGCUCCUGCUGGAGAGGACAAGGAAUUUGAUGAUAUUUGUGACUUAGACGACUUUGAUCUUGUGGAUAAGCUUGUUGAGGAACAUGAAGCGAAGAAGGCUGCUCGUGCAGCAGAAAAUGCUAACUUGCGAGAGGAG